CGGGAUGACCCCCAUGGUAUUUUGUGGAAUCAUCUGUUGAACGUGGCCAGUUCGUAGACGCCUUGUCUUGAGCAUGUCGAUCACAUAAUAAAUGGGCAAGGCCAUCUCUGUGAUCCCUCCGUUAGACCGCACAGCAACAUAUUUCUUUAGAGACUUGUCAGACACGUACAUACGCACUGGAUAUACUCUAUCAUAUAUCCACGUUACUCUAUCAGCUAUGAGGUUCCCUACUUACAGUGCCCUCAUCACAGGCUUAUUCACCCCCGCUGCCUUUGCAGCAUUCGACCAGAACCGCGGAGGUGCCGUUCUCAAAGCUCCUGAGGGCCAAUCCUUUACCUCUGUCACAGGAACCUUCACCGUCCCCAACCUAAGCGGAACCAACAAACUUUCGAUAUGGGUUGCCAUUGGAGACACUCUCGAGCAAGACGUUGUUCUCAAGGGCGGUGUCACUUAUUCUAACGGCCUGGCAUCCUUCGCCGCCUGGUACCCAGACAACGAGACUGACAUCACGAGUGCUGUGCCUGUCAGUGCUGGGGAUUCGAUCACUGUCACAGUGUCAGUCUCGGAUCCGGACGAGUCUACGGGCACUGUCAUCGUCGAGAACACGACUCAGAACAAGAAGUCCACUCAGACAUUGCCAAUUCCCGCCAAAGUACAAGACCCAAGCGCGCUGACAGCACUCGCCGCUGACUGGUUUGUCCAGGCCUACCAAGAGGCUGGGGAGCUAGUCCGCGUACCACGUUUCGAUACAGUCACUUUCACCAAGAGUAGCGCGACCCUCGCGAACGGAACCAGGGUCGGGCCUACAGGAGCCGGAACCUUUGAGAUCCAGGGCACCAGCGGGCAGAUCUACUCCAAAACAACGGUUUCCGCCGAUGGCAUUACGAUUCGCCAACAGCAGCAGUAAGCGGGCUGUUCAUACUUGCUUAUUCUUGGGGAUAUCGAAAAUACUUUUUUAGAAUAGCUUAUAAUGUAUAUACUCUAGAAUUCAACUUAAGCUACAUACACUCUCCAA
Daldinia decipiens is the source of this 1015-nucleotide messenger RNA. RefSeq names its product concanavalin A-like lectin/glucanase. The record is from RefSeq and is a predicted model, not a curated record. The transcript has a single exon. The coding region runs from base 92 to 907 and encodes 271 amino acids. NCBI's taxonomy places the organism in Eukaryota, Fungi, Ascomycota, Sordariomycetes, Xylariales, Hypoxylaceae. Gene Ontology annotation, molecular function: glutamic-type endopeptidase activity. Gene Ontology annotation, biological process: proteolysis.